UAAACGUAUCAAAUUCUCGGUGUAAAAGGGAUCAGUGGAACACGGUGUAACGUUGUGUGUCCUAAUUGAAAAACAGGCUAUGUCAGAGAAAAAAAAUUAAUUGAUCUUUGAUGCACACUAUUAUGCUUGACAUGUAUAACUGCGAAUGAAGUGAAGAGAAAGCGACGAAUGAAAAUGAUGACCAACAUGGAAAAAUCCAGAUCAAUGGAGAUUCAAUUAAAAACUGAAAAACAAUUGAGCGAAGAUAUAGUAGAUUUCUCAGAAGCUGCAGAAAAACUGACGGAAGGUCUUUUGAGUAUUUAUCAAUCUCCACUGGAACAAGUUAAACAGGAACUUUUCGAGCUGACUAAUAAACAAGAAGCUCUAUUUGCACGAAUGCAGCUUGAGAAUAAAAGGAUAUAUGAGACAUUUGAAGAUAUAGAUUUAAAUGAUAUGUUUUCAGCCGUUAAAAUUUAUCAAGGAAAAUUAACAGUGAUAAGAAAAGAAAUGAUUAAUAUUCAUGAAAGAACGUCUAAACUAAAGAAACGCGUGUUGCGUCUUCAACAGAUUAAGAAAAAAGAAUCAAUGAAUAGGGAACAACAACGUGAACAAGAAUUGCGCAAGGAACAAGAAUUAAUUGGAAAAUCUACAACUAAUUAAAAAAGUAUAAAUCUGUAUAAACCGAUAAAUUUUUACAAAUUAUUUCUAUAAGAGAAAUAUGACUAUGUUUCCACCGAGAGUCAAAGUCGGAUCAAAGUCGGGUUCAGUUGAGUGCUUUUACGGAAACAUUAAGAAUCCUAUCCGAUAAAAUUUUAAGGUAGUUAUCAGAUUCCUUUUUACAAUUUCGGACAACAUUUUGAUUAGUCAAAGAGCAGCCGCCAUAUUCAAGAUGCAUCCUUGAGAAUGAAAUACCUUAUAUUCUCGUAUCAUGGUGUAACUCUGCCACAACUCUGAUUGGUGGAAACAGACAAGCCAACUUAACUCUAAAUCCAACUCUGACUAGAGAGGAACCUGAGAGUAGGCAUCCCAGCCUUUUUUAUGUAACAAACCUCGUAGAGUAAUGUAUACGUUUUUGUGGUUCUCUUCCAUACUAUUAAGUGGGUUAGACAAGGACGGAUAAUCAACUUUGAUUGCUCUCAAGUUUCUCUCUGCUCUGACCUGAUUUUGACCCGAUUCAAACCCUCGGUAGAAAUUAGACAUAUGGGUACCUAUCAUGGAACAAA
This is a messenger RNA of Mycetomoellerius zeteki, 1202 nucleotides long. It is a transcript of the gene Pldn, whose product is annotated as biogenesis of lysosomal organelles complex 1 subunit pallidin. Gene Ontology annotation, biological process: intracellular transport. The record is from RefSeq and is a predicted model, not a curated record. The transcript has 6 exons. Bases 169 to 639 code for a protein of 156 amino acids. Gene Ontology annotation, cellular component: BLOC-1 complex; transport vesicle. Lineage: Eukaryota; Metazoa; Arthropoda; Insecta; Hymenoptera; Formicidae.